Molecule: messenger RNA, 2382 nt
Organism: Salvelinus fontinalis (brook trout)
Lineage: Eukaryota; Metazoa; Chordata; Actinopteri; Salmoniformes; Salmonidae
Product: prefoldin subunit 4-like
Exons: 4
Coding region: 56-463 (135 amino acids)
Biological process (GO): protein folding
Cellular component (GO): cytoplasm; prefoldin complex
Source: RefSeq, a predicted model, not a curated record
CUACCACCACUAAAUUGCAUCUGAAGAAGUCGACUUUUUCUAAAUCAAUAGCAAAAUGGCGGCAACCAUGAAGAAGACAGUUGCAGUUGAAGAUGUCAAUGUCACAUUUGAGGACCAGAAGAAGAUCAAUACAUUUGCCAGAAACACGAAUCGAAUGACAGAAUUCAAAGAUGAAAUAGAGGCAAAAAAGAAAUCUCUACAGAAUCUGCAGGAUGCCAGUGAUGACCUGAUGAUGGCUGAGGAUGACACUCUGCUCGUCCCGUAUCAGAUUGGCGACGUCUUCAUCAGUCACACGCAGGAAGAGACCCAAGAGAUGUUGGAAGCUGCAAAGGAACAACUGCAGCAGGAGAUCAAAGACCUAGAAGGGAAGGUGUCGGCAAUACAGCAGGUGUUGGGUGAUCUGAAGGUCCAGCUUUAUGCCAAGUUUGGGAACAACAUCAACCUGGAGGCAGAUGAAAGCUGAGUGCUUUCUAAUGUGCAGACUUUCGAGUGGUCCCAGAUCUGUUUGUGAUGUUUAGCGUGACACUGAAUCAAUGCUUAUGAUUAUAGGAGUUGGCAAGAUGCCACAAACAGUCCUGGGAUCAGACUAAGAGGGCAACUCUCUUUACACAUGGACUUUUCAUGCAGCUCACAUAUUAUCCAAUCCACACAGUGCUGACAGGAUGCUUGCCAAACCAACGUGUUUGUCCUUUUCUCAAUACCAACAUGAUUUUUCUCAGCAAUUGUUUACAAUGGUGUAUUGUCUUAUUUUGUAUGAAUGUUGGUGAAUGUAUCCCAUUUUACUUUGUGAAGACUCGUUUUGGUGGUUUGUUUCCCCCUGUACUUGCACUGGGUCUCCCCUAUGGACUGACACAAAAUACAUCAUUGUACAGUAGGCGGCCAUAAAGAAAAACAACCCAAGGAAAUAUAUUUGGUGUGUUGGACCUGAAGAAACUGUGAAGUUUGUUUAUUUGGAUCUUCAUUAGCUUUUGCAGAAGCAUUAGGUACUCUUCCUUGGGUCCACAAACAACAUGACAAGUAACAAAAUACUGAUAGACAAGGACAGCCACAUACAUUUUAAAAUACAACGAUACAAACAAUACAACUAAAAAAACAAUACAGAAUAAACUGUUUGUGGUUGAAGAAAAGGGAGCAGAGGCAGCCACUGUUAAGACCCCAACAUGUAGGCAACUGUAUGUGUAUACCCCAAAAUGUAUCUUAAAGGUGCAAUCUAUAGUGUAAUUUCUUGUUACAAAAUGGCUAGCAGGACUGACAAAAGGAGUCUUUGCAAGUGUACUGUGCAUUUGUCUUAAAUUUACCCACGUUUAAUUUUGUAAGUUUAUGUUUGGAGGGUGGAUGGGUGGGUGUAUAAUGCGACUGUUUAGCAACCCAAAAUGUUGCGUGUUCGAAUCUCGUCGCUGACAACUUUAGCAUUUGUACAAAUUAGCAACUUUUUAGCUACUUUGCAACUACUCAGCAUGUUAGGUAAGCCUUUUAGCUAACCCUUUAACCUAACUCCUAAACCUAACCCAGCUAACGUUAGCCAGCUAUCUAACGUUAGCCACAACAAAUUAGAAUUCGUAACAUAUCAUACAAAAUCAAUGGACAUCCAUGAAUUAAUAAAUACCAUACGGAACGUAACAUACUAAUUGGAGUGUCUCGGACUUACAUACAGAAUAAUACGAAAUGCUCUGAGACCAGGUUGCACAAUAAGGAAAUAAUGGAUGGCAGACAGAUGCAGGAGGAAAGUGUGCUGGUGCUGCAGUUACAUGAACCCCACUGAAGGGGGCAACAGGAGAAUGCUUGGUGUCACAGUCUGAGUCCACUCACUAAUAUUCAGCCUCAAAUAUGACUUUUGUCUGGUGGCAUCUUCACAAGCAAAAUCCUUUUGUGAAACGUGAAAUAAUAUUCCUUAAGGUCUUUGUUGUGCAAAUAUUCCUAACAGAAAAGGCAUUUGACAGAGUGUUGAAGUUUGGUAAAAUCCUUCCAGACAGUACAGAUUUUGAUAGUGUCUAUACAAGGGAAUCAAAGCUGGGAACGAGAGAUAAAAAAAAACCUGAAAGCUUCUAUAUCAAGGCCAUCAGACUGUUAAAUAGCCAUCACUAGCCGGCUACCACCCUGUUACUCAACGCUGCUACUACCCUAUAUACUUUAAUCUUGUUUACAUACUGCUUUACUCAUUUCAUAUGUAUAUACUGUAUUCAAUUCUACUGUAUUUUAGUCAAUGCCACCAUUGCUCUUCCUAAUAUUUAUAUAUUUCUUAACUCCAUUUUUUUUCUUUAGAUUUGUGUGUAUUGUUAGAUAUUACUGCACUGUUGGAGCUAGGAACACAAUCAUCUUGCUACCCUGCUAAAUAUGCGUAUGUGACCAAUAAGAUUUGAAUAAACUAAGAUCUGAAAUGCA